AACAGAUUAACAAGUAAAAAUUUGGCUUCUGCGACUGUCUUUAUCUAUGAAUCUAUAAAAUUAGCUUAUUAUGCUUUUUAGACCUAAUAUUACUUUGUCAAAAUCUUGGGGAUACAUAACCAGUGAUGGAAGUUUUGAUGGAUUGGUGGGAGCUUUGCAGAGAAAACAAAUAGAUUACGGAAGUUCUCCAUUAUUUGUACGUACUGACAGAGCUGAAGUUAUGGAAUAUGGACGACGAACUUGGACUCUAAGAGCGGCUUUUAUAUUCAGAAAUCCUAAAACGGUAGUUUCCAUAGGCGUAUUUACCAAACCUCUGUCCACUUCAAUAUGGCUGUCCUUAUUCUUCACUAGUAGUUGCGUGCUUUUUAUUUUGAAAUUAACUCAAUCGAUGGAGAAGACAAAGGUCAAUAGGAAGAGUGAAGCAAGUUGGAGCUAUCUUAUAAUAUGUGCUGUAGGGGUUUUUUGUCAACAAGGCGUAACCAACCUACCGUUUACAUAUUCAGGUCGUAUAACAAUGUUGUUCAUGAUAGUUUUAUCGUAUUUGGUAUAUCAAUUUUAUUCAGCCAGUAUAGUUUCAAAUUUAUUGAUCAAACCGAAAACGUUAAUCAAAUCUGUGGAGGAUAUUUUAAAAUCAACAAUGAGAGCUGGUUGUGAAGAUAUACUGUAUAACAGAGACUACUUUUUGUACACUUCAGACAAGCCUUCAAAAGAUCUAUAUUUACAAAAAAUCCUAAGCGGAGUCAACAACUCGAAUUUUCUAACUCCACAAGAAGGCCUUGAUCUUGUCAAAGAAGGAGGGUACGCUUUCCACGUGGAACUGGCCACCGCCUAUCCAAUUAUCCAAAGUACCUUUUCAGAAAGGUCUAUGUGCGAAUUAAGGGAAGUUCAGAUGUAUAGAACGCAACCCAUGCAUUCUAAUUUGCAAAAAUACUCGCCGUUUAGGGAUAUGUUUGACACUUGCCUACAGCGUUUGGCAGAAUAUGGGAUUUUAGAUAAAGAAAUCACAUUUUGGCAUCCCAAUAAACCGGAAUGUGUUCAAUCUAAAGAUGCGUUGAAUUUCCACUUGGGCAUUGAAUAUUUUUAUCCUGUUUUGACACUAUUGUUGAUUGGAAUCGUCUUAAGUUUGAUAAUCUUGAUAUUGGAGUUGUACGUAAAUUUUAAGCAUAGAGUUGAAAAAUUUAAGAAAAUUGUACCUUUGUACCCAUUUACCAACUAAAUGGUUUACUAGCGAAAACAUUUUUCUCUUUCUAGUGGUAAUGUAGCAUUAGAUAAGUUAUAGUUGAAUUUUAAUUAAAUAUUAAACUUAAAUUUUGUUACUUUUAAAAAAAUA
This is a messenger RNA of Psylliodes chrysocephalus, 1330 nucleotides long. Lineage: Eukaryota; Metazoa; Arthropoda; Insecta; Coleoptera; Chrysomelidae. The record is from the annotation of a GenBank genome assembly.